AUGCUUAAAAGAACUAUUUUAUGCUUGGCCAUUGCCGCUAUUGCAACAGCUGCUGACACUACUGCCCCCUUGACUGAUUUAGCCGCAUACACCGAUGCUGCCUACCUCAAUUCCGUGAUCAACGAGUAUCCAUAUUUAAAAACAUACUACUCAGAAAUAUUCGGAGCAGAUUGGCAAAAGACAAUUCUGGAGAUUUAUGCUAAUACUGGGUAUUAUUCAGAUUACCUUUCCAACCUCGGCGACUAUAGUGGCCUUUACGAUGGCUAUUAUAGUGAUUACUCUUAUGAUACCGAAUCUUAUCUUUCUUAUAUUGGAUCACUCUAUAGUACAUCAUUUUCCGAUUAUAGUGCUUAUCUUGCGUACGAUUACGGCUUUGAUACCUCAUCCUACUAUAGUUACCUUUCCCUGGUAUAUGGAACGGAUUAUGCCGGAUAUAGCUCAGCACUUGAUGAGUUUAUCGCUACUGAAAUUAGUGAAACCGGUAGACCAGCAACCUCUGCGGCUGGAGGAACAGGUUCGAUUAGUAUUGCAGCCUCCACGACCUCUGCAGACUCCAAAGCUAGUUCUGGUACAGAAUCAGGUUCUGCAACUAAAAUUAGUGGAAGCUCCAUAGCUAGUUCCUCUGAAUCUUCUGGAUCUGACACCAGCUCAUCAAAAUCAAAUGCUGCAUCUGCAUCUAGCAGCUCAGCAUCUAAAAGCUCAUCAUCUGGUAGCUCGGCAUCAGGAAGCUCAGCAUCAGGAAGUUCAGGAUCCUCAACAUCCUCAACAGCUGGUGUGUAUACCGUUCGCGUCCCACUUGUCGGGCUCUUUGCUGCAUUGGCUGCAGCUUUAUAG
This is a messenger RNA of Dujonia railenensis, 834 nucleotides long. The record is from the annotation of a GenBank genome assembly. NCBI's taxonomy places the organism in Eukaryota, Fungi, Ascomycota, Pichiomycetes, Serinales, Debaryomycetaceae.